AUGAAUAAUUAACCAAUAUUAAUAGAAACUCAACAAUAUAAAUAUUAUGUUGGAAAUGAAGAAAAGUCCUUUCAAAUUAAAAAGAAAGCUGAAUUUUUUUAAUAUUAAAGAUAUAAAACCGUAAGCAACUCAUUUCAUGAAACAAACAAUUGUUUAGAGAAGAAACAAAAAUAAAGAAGAAUGACGUUGGAUAAAUGCUAAUAAGAAUGUUCCAAUAUAGCUGCGAAAAAAUAUAUUGAUUUUAAUGUAAUUAUAUGAAGAAAGUAGAUUAAAGAAAUAAAUUCAGGUAAUGAAUUAAAUGAAAAGGUUAAGUAAUUUAUUAUACAAGACAAAAAGUUGAUGAGAAAAUAAAUAAAAGUUACUAACUUUGAAGAUUUAUUGUUGUAAUAUUAGAAAUCCUUUCGUUAGAAAUAGAUGAAAAAACAAGUAUUAGAAUAAUUAGAGUAAGAGCCUCUUUAUUUUAAGGGUACCAAUUCAAAUAAUUAUGAAAUGAAAAAUUCAUAAUAGGAUCACAUUCAAUAUAACUUACAAUAAAAGAAUAAAAAAUAAUAGAAUAUCAAUAAAGAUUAAUAGUUAUAGGAUAAAAUUUAAAAUUAUUUAUCUAGAAAAAGUGUUAAUUUACAAAGAAUAUCAUAAAAAAUGGAUGACUUUAAUAUUUAAAGAAAAUUAACUAAAUAAUCAGAUUCUAUAGAAAGAUAGAUAAAAACUCAAACAAAUUUUUUUGAAGAUUUUGGUGAUUCUGAUUUGUCUUUAAAGAAUUAAGACAAGGAUGAUUAUUCUUAAUUACUAAAAUAAUCUUAUAAAUAUUGGGAUUUUGCAAUAAAAACAAAAAAGGAUCCAACAAAAACAAGAAAAGCUGAAGGUAUAUUUAAUAUUUCAACAUAAACAAACUUAGAAAAAAUGAAAAGUUAAUUAUUAUAUUGUGUAAAGAAAUUAAGAUUUAUGAAAUUGAAUCCAUAGUUAUUAAUAAAAAAUAAUGAAAUAAUAAAAUUGAAACCUUAUCAAAGAGAAGGAUCAUAUGUAUUUUUUAAAGGAAUUGGUAAAAAUGAUUAAGAUUUAGUAAAAUUAAUGUUAGAAAAAUGUAGAUUUUAUGCUUUUGAUGUAAAUGAGUAUUUUUAAACUGCUCUUCAUAUUUGUUCAAGAAAAGGAUAUAUAAGUUUAGCAGAAAUGUUAUUAUCUUAUGGAACAUAUCCAGAUGCAAAAGAUGUUAAUUAUAAGACACCUCUUUAUUAUGCUUUAGUUAAUAAAUAAAAGGAUAUAGUUAGACUUUUAUUAUCUGAAAAAUGUAAUCCAUGGUCAUCUAAAGGUUGUAAUUAUGAAACUAAUGAUCCAAGUUUAUAGAAGAUACUUAAAAUUGCUAGAAGAGUAUUAAUUUAAUGAUUAAUUAGAUUGACUUAUUAUUGAUGAUGAUUCCAUAUAACAAAAGAUAGCAAACAUGGUUAAAUUAUGGUAGAGUUAUUUUGGAUUUAUGA
Molecule: messenger RNA, 1472 nt
Organism: Paramecium pentaurelia
Lineage: Eukaryota; Ciliophora; Oligohymenophorea; Peniculida; Parameciidae
Source: the annotation of a GenBank genome assembly